ACCAAAGACCUGAAGUUCGCGAUCAGAUCGCUUGGAUUCGAGCCGAAGAAGGAGGAGAUAAAGAAAAUGGUGGAACAGAUCGACCGAAACGCGAGUGGAUUCAUAGGCUAUGAGGACUUCCUGUCGGUGAUGGCCAAGAGGUUGGCCGAGAAGGACACGAACGACGAGAUAAUGAAAGCGUUUUCGUUGUUUGAUUGCGACAAAAGCGGAACCAUUUCGUUGGAUAACUUGAAACGUGUGGCCAAAGAGUUGGGCGAAACCAUCAGCGAUGACGAGCUCAAGGAAAUGAUUGUCGAGGCGGACAGGGAUGGCGACGGACUCGUCAACGCCAAUGAGUUCCUCCGCAUUAUGAAGAAGACCUGUUUGUACUGA
Molecule: messenger RNA, 372 nt
Organism: Oppiella nova
Lineage: Eukaryota; Metazoa; Arthropoda; Arachnida; Sarcoptiformes; Oppiidae
Source: the annotation of a GenBank genome assembly